This is a messenger RNA of Lontra canadensis (Northern American river otter), 852 nucleotides long. It is a transcript of the gene EIF4EBP1, whose product is annotated as eukaryotic translation initiation factor 4E binding protein 1. Gene Ontology annotation, molecular function: eukaryotic initiation factor 4E binding. The transcript has 3 exons. Gene Ontology annotation, cellular component: cytoplasm. The record is from RefSeq and is a predicted model, not a curated record. Gene Ontology annotation, biological process: negative regulation of translational initiation. The coding region runs from base 79 to 435 and encodes 118 amino acids. Lineage: Eukaryota; Metazoa; Chordata; Mammalia; Carnivora; Mustelidae.
GCGGGACAAGGCGAAGCGGGAGGGGCCCGGGCGGCCGUAGGGCCACGCUCCGGCUGUGGGCUCUGCGCGAGAGAGACCAUGUCUGGGGGCAGCGGCUGCAGCCAGACCCCAAGUCGGGCCAUCCCGGCCACUCGCCGGGUGAUCCUCGGCGACGGCGUGCAGUUGCCGCCCGGGGACUACAGCACCACCCCCGGCGGCACGCUCUUCAGCACCACCCCGGGAGGUACCAGGAUCAUCUACGACCGGAAGUUCUUGAUGGAGUGUCGGAACUCCCCUGUGACCAAAACACCUCCGAGAGACCUGCCCACCAUUCCCGGGGUCACCAGCCCUGCCAGUGAGGAGCCCCCCACAGAGCCCAGCCAGAACCACUUGCGCACCAGCCCGGAAGAUAAGCCAGCCGGCGGUGAAGAGUCACAGUUUGAAAUGGACAUUUAAAGGACCAGCCGUUGAAUCGAGCAAUGCCUAGGGGCCCCCCUGGCCCUUCUCGGGAGAAAAGUCACACCAGCCAGGCCUUUUGCAAGUCAUAAUCCUGGGCAGGCAUUGAGUAUGGGGUCGGCCAUCCCGGCCCUCUGCUUCCUCAUUCAGGGCACCUGCUCCCCCUUCCUCUUCGAGAACACCAGCGGAUACCUCUACGUGCCUCCCUUCAGGCGGGAGCUGCCACCCUAAGGGGAGUGACUCUCGUGGGCACAGCCUGCAGCCCAGGGCCAGGAUUGGAUGUGGAGGAGCCCUUCUGAGUGAUUAUCCAGCUCUUCCCGCCCCAGCCUCUGGGGGCGCACCCACCCCUUCCUUAGGUUGGUGUCCCCUCCUUCCCCAAGAGAGGAAAUAAAAGCCACCUUCGCCCUAGGGCCAAGA